AUGCACGAGAAGACGAAGGGGGUCGAUCCUGACGCGAUCUAUAGUUCUUCGGCUGGAGACAGCCGGUCAAAGAAGGGGUGGAAGAAAGGUCGCGGGGGAAAGGAAGCCGUGAGGGGAGAUGAAAGAGGAGGCGAACUCCAGGCAGUAGAAGAAGAGGAGAUGGUGGCAAUACAGGGAACCAGAGCCAGACUGGACGGCGCUGGUCUCGUCGCCCGUGCGAAGAGCAACAUUCGGUUUAACAAGUCGACCGAGGUCCCUUCGGCAUUUUGUGGCCGUUUGAGCGAUGACGACGAGGUGAAAACCACCGAGGGAGAACCUGUGGAACACUUGGCAGCGUACACUGAGGUGGCCUGGAUGCUUUUCGACAAGAGCGCUAUCCUGACAGUACAAAGUCACGUUAUUACCAGGAACCCGAGGAUAUCCGUGACGCACGAUAAGCACAGGACCUGGUUCCUACAUAUCAAAGAUGUGCGGGAGGACGACAAGGGAAAGUACAUGUGUCAGAUUAAUACGGCGACCGCGAAAACACAGUAUGGCUAUUUGCACGUCGUAGUUCCCAUAAAAGUGAUUCCGCUGUACAUAGAACAUUUUAACACCGACCAGGCGAUCAUCUCGGUUUUGUCGGUCAAGUUAGAGAAAGCGAUGUUCUCGCGUUCCGACGAUCGAGAGGAACAAGCGGCUAUACAUAAUAGAAUCCCAGGGAUUGAAAGAGAGAAAGUAUAG
Molecule: messenger RNA, 723 nt
Organism: Heterotrigona itama
Lineage: Eukaryota; Metazoa; Arthropoda; Insecta; Hymenoptera; Apidae
Source: the annotation of a GenBank genome assembly